CUCUCGCUCUUGCAAGAACAACAACAAGACGAGUACGACACAUAGUCGGUCGACAGACGACGAUGAAAUCUCUCAGCGAACCCGAUUAAUCGCCGAGUUUCCGACGACAUUAUACCCGGAAUUUCAGUUUUCCGAUACUCCCCCUUCAGCUCCGGCGACACAAUGACACUCAUUUUCUCUAUCUAGAACCUAAAACCGCACAAAUCAGGUAUCACUAUGAAUGGGAUUCAGAAGGGAAAAACUCGCAAUCUCAAGGAACCAUUUCCAGGAUGUUUGGGAAGAAUGGUGAAUCUUUUUGACUUGAAUAUUGGGGUUCCAGGAAACAAGUUGCUCACAGAAAAUCCAUAUCAAGAUGGUUUUCCUCCAAGGAACCAAUCUGACAUGGCAAGCAUGCCUCCACUUAAGGACCAAAUUGCGGAUAAAGUGAUUGUGUCGAAAUUGAGCGGAACUAUUUCAAACAGAAAAUCAAAUGGAACACCAAUGAAGAUGCUCAUAGCACAAGAAAUGUCCAGAGCAAUAGACUCUAAACAUAAUCCACCGAGUGUUGUAGCCAAGUUAAUGGGGCUUGACCCCCUUCCACCUCAGCAAGCUGAUUCUUCUGAACAAAGAAAUUAUGCUGGAGGAAUUGCAGGAGUUCAUGCAGACUCACAGUUGAGUUAUUGCAGCAAGAGAAGUGGAUCGUUAAAUACAGAAUUGCAGCAUGAGUUUCAACAAUAUUCAGAGCAAAAUCAAUGCAAAGAUGUGUAUGAAGUUCGGCAGCAUCCACAGAAGAACUCUCUAAGGAACAAAUCAUCACAAAAGAGAAGGUUCGAUGAGAAAGACAAAAGGAUGGCUUUUGUGCGUCAGAAGUUCAUUGAAGCAAAAUGCCUAUCUAUAGAUGAAAAAUGUCGCCAGUCUAAUCAAUUCCAAGAUGCAUUGGAAGUUCUCAGUUCCAAUACUGAUUUGUUCCUCAAGUUUCUACAGGAACCAAAUCCUAUGUUUUCUCAGCAGAUAUCCAAUCUACAGUCUAUUCUUCCUCCCACUGAAAUAAAGCGAAUAACUGUACUUAGACCUUCCAAGAUGGUAGAGAACUGCAAAUUUGCUGGAAAGGAGAAGGACGCAGAAGAGGAAAACAGGACUAGCCUGGUAGGCCAAGUGAACAAAAUGGAUGAAAACCACCUGGAUCAUUCUCCCUCUUCAGCUAGUUGUAAUAUUGAUGAAAAUUCCACUCAACCUACUCGAAUAGUAGUACUAAAACCUAGCCCUAGUAGGUCUGGCAACCUCAAGGCUGUGAGUUCCCCACCCUGCAUAUCACCAGGAGGGUUGCAUCAUAAAAGUUUAUUGGAGAAUCCAGAAGAUAAUAAUGCUCAAGAAUCAAGAGAAGGGACAACAGAGAUCACACAGCAGAAGCAUGAAAACUUAGUUGGGCAUCAAAGGGAUGAAAUAUUGCUUUCUUCUGUGUUCUCAAAUGGCUAUAUUGGUGAUGAGAGUUCAUUCAACAAGUCAGAAAAUGAGUAUGCCAUGGGGAACCUCAGUGAUUCCGAAGUCUUGUCACCAGCUUCUAGGCACUCAUGGGAUUUCAUUAAUAAGUUCAACAGCCCUUUUUCCUGCUCCUCCUUGAGCCGUGCAUCUUAUUCUCCAGAAUCUUCAGUUUCUAGAGAAGCAAAAAAACGACUUUCAGAAAGAUGGGCCAUGGUGGCAUCCAUUGGAAUUUGCCAAGAACAGAGACCUCUCAGGCAAAGCUCUAGUACUUUGGGUGAGAUGCUUUCACUUUCUGAUGCGAAGAAGUCUGGAGAACCUGAUGAGGGAAGAGAUAAAGAACCCAAGGACUUAAAUUCCAAUCCAGCUGUGGAUACAAAUAAGAAGGAAGGUCUCGACAGUUCUUCAAGGAAUCUCUUGAGGUCAAAAUCUGUCCCUGUACCUUCUACCAGAUUUGAUUCCCAGUUGCAAGUAGAAAGUCCAGAAGCAAAGAUGGUGAAAACAGAAAUUCUCCAAGAGACAAUAAAAGAAAGAAGCAUAAAAUCAUCAUUCAAAGGGAAAGUUUCAAGUUUGUUCUCGAGGAACAAGAAACCUAGCAAGCAAAUGUUUGGCACCUUGGAAUGUGGUGAGGAAUCUCAUUUGGGUGAAAAAUAUUUAGAUCCUCCUAGAAAAGUAGAUGAUGAUAUGAGCCGAUGCCUAAACAGCAAUGGGCUUGAGUGCUCAUCUCCAGAUGUGCAUGGCUCAUCAGGCACAACAGUUUCUUCAAGCUUGCCUGAAAUGCAUGGCUUUAUUUCUUCAGAGGUUGGACCUGGACCAUCUGUAACAAAAUAUAGGCAUUCUGGAAGUCCAAGUGAGAAUCAAGAUCAACCAAGUCCUAUUUCAGUUUUGGGCACAUCAUUUGAGGAGGAUGAAUGUGUUACAGAAAUAUCCCUUGACAAUAUCAAACCAUAUUGCCAUGGGGAGUUGCCUGUUCACUCGAUUAGGUCGAAUCUAAUCGAUAAAUCUCCACCAAUAGGAUCAAUGGCCCGCACUCUGUCAUGGGAUUAUUCUUGUGAAGAUAUUGCCACCUCUUUUUCACUAAUACCAUCCUCAAUGCAAAGGACCAAAGAAGAAGAAGAAAAAGAGUGGUUCUUCAUUGUUCAGACAAUAUUAUCAGAGGCUGGCCUUGAUGAGGUACAAUAUGAUUCAUUUAUGUCAAGAUGGCAUUCACCAGAGAGCCCAUUGGAUCCAUCAUUGAGAGACAAGUACAUUGUUGAUUCACAUGAGGAGGAGACACUACAUGAGGCUAAGCGAAGGAAAAGGAGAUCAACCAGAAAGCUAAUCUUUGAUUGUGUCAAUGCAGUGUUGAUGGACAUUGCGGGACACAGGCAUGACACUUGCCAAAAAAUUGUUCCUAGUGUGGUACACAGUACCCUCCUGGAGGAGGGCGAGUCAUUAAUAUUAGUGGACCAUAUUUGGGAGAAAAUGAGGGAAUGGUUUUCGGGCAACAUGACAUGUCUCUCUGGUUAUAGUGGGGACGGAAACAGCUUUGUGGUGGAAAGGAUGGUAGAGAAGGAACUGGUGGGGAAGGGGUGGAUAGAAUAUUGGAAAUUAGAAUGGGAAAGUAUUGGAAAAGAAAUUGAAGGGAAACUUUUGGAAGAGAUUGUGCAUGAAGCAGUGUUUGAAAUGACAAGGAGAAUGUGAUGCGGCUUUUCUUCUUUAAUAUAUGUAUUAGUAUUUCCUUCCUUUUAAAAUAACAACACUAUUAUAUUUGUAUAUCAAAUCAAAUGUUUCAUAAUAAUGAUGCUUCUGCUAACAUGUAAUUCUUAGGUUGUAACUGUAUGCAAUUCUUAUAAACAGUACCCUCUUUUUCUGCCUGGC
This is a messenger RNA of Ipomoea triloba (trilobed morning glory), 3318 nucleotides long. RefSeq lists its product as uncharacterized. The transcript is spliced from 6 exons. The record is from RefSeq and is a predicted model, not a curated record. Bases 217 to 3141 code for a protein of 974 amino acids. Lineage: Eukaryota; Viridiplantae; Streptophyta; Magnoliopsida; Solanales; Convolvulaceae.